This is a messenger RNA of Eimeria maxima, 930 nucleotides long. RefSeq lists its product as hypothetical. The transcript has 2 exons. Bases 1 to 930 code for a protein of 309 amino acids. NCBI's taxonomy places the organism in Eukaryota, Apicomplexa, Conoidasida, Eucoccidiorida, Eimeriidae. The record is from RefSeq and is a predicted model, not a curated record.
AUGAUGUUAUCAGAGGUUGAGUCGUGGGUUAUGGAUGAUUCGGACAAUCCGGAUCUUGAUUUGGGGCCCCCGACAGAUAGGGGCCCCCCUCAUGGGGGCCCUUGGGGGGGGCCCCCAUCUGUAGGAAACUUGGGGGCCCCCAAUAGGGGCCCCUCUGCCUCUGCUGUUGAUCUUGAUGAUUUCCUUGGGGAUUGUGACCAAUCUCAUGCGUCUGUCUGGUCAACAGAAGCAGACCUAGAUAUGACUCCUAUGGUGCCUUCUCUUCGUGAUCCAGCGGCAGCAGCAGCAGCAGCAGCAGCAGCAACUGGAGCAGCAGGAUCGGAUAGAAGAGCAGCAGAAGCAGAACCAGAUUCUCCAGUGUCUGCAACAACAACAGCAGCAAGUAGAGACAAAUCUAGUUGGCCUUUGCUGCAGAGUGAGGGUGUAUCAGGGGGCCCCUCUAUGCGAUCUAGUGGAGGAGGCCAUAUAGGGGGCCCCCCUGUUGGAGGGUUCAGUAGAGGGGCCCCCAGAGGGGCUCACGGGGGCCCCCGAGGGUUCAGCAGCUGCUGCUAUAAUAAAUUAUCUAUGGGGGGACUAAGCUGCCGCAUGCGUUGGGGACCUGCCUGCUUCUCUUCUAGUGCCCAUCUCUUUGAUUGUGCCAUUACGACUCUCUCUGUAGUUUUAUUCCUUAACAGUGGAGACCUCUUUAUCUUAUUCCGAGGGGCCCCUCGUCGUGGGGCCCCCUCAGGGGGCCCCAGGGGGGCCCCCACCUCCUCGGGGGGCCCCGAUGAUUUCUUAAGGGAGUUACUUACUGCCCUGCGGAUCGCAACACAAGUCGUACGGCUUGUACCUCUGGCUAUGCACCAAAAACGUGCUAAGGUAAAUAAUUAUAGAUUAACAAGACCUAGGGGGGCCCCCAGGGCCCAGGGGCCCCUAGGGGGACCCGAUUGA